Pseudonaja textilis is the source of this 3612-nucleotide messenger RNA. Lineage: Eukaryota; Metazoa; Chordata; Lepidosauria; Squamata; Elapidae. The record is from RefSeq and is a predicted model, not a curated record.
UUUGUCCGGCGGGGCGGGCGCUGCUGCCGCGUCCUCGGAGGCGCGUCCCGGACGCUGGAGAGACGCCGGAGGGCUCCAGGCAGCCUUUCCCGGCUGGGGCAGAGAGAGAGAGAGAGAGACGGCGGGGAGAGACGGCUGAGCCCGCGGGCGCCUGGAUGGCGUCCCUGCCCGCCGCCCCCGCGGGCGCCCCCGAGCCCAUCCAGCCGGCCGCCCCCCCUGCCAGCCCCGCCGGGGUCUCCUUCCAGCUGCAGAUCGGGCUGACCCGCGAGUACGUCCUGCUGCCCGCCGCCUGCGACCUCGCCCACGUCAAACAGCUGGCCUGCUCCAUCGUGGACCAGAAGUUUCCUGAGUGCGGGUUUUAUGGCCUCUACGAUAAAAUCCUGCUGUUCAAACAUGACGCUUCAACAACCAAUAUUUUACAACUGGUUCGAGCCGCCUCUGACAUUCAGGAGGGUGACUUGGUAGAGGUGGUUCUCUCAGCCUCGGCUACCUUUGAGGACUUCCAGAUCCGUCCGCAUGCUCUCAAUGUCCACUCCUACCGGGCACCGGCGUUCUGCGACCACUGUGGAGAGAUGCUUUUCGGUUUGGUCCGCCAAGGCCUCAAAUGUGACGGUUGCGGCCUGAACUACCACAAACGUUGCGCCUUCAGCAUCCCCAACAACUGCAGCAGCGCCAGGAAACGCCGCCUCUCGUCCACCUCGCUGGCCAACUCGCAGUCCUUGCGCCUGUCCACCACAGAAUCCUUGCCCUGCGUCCCGGACGAGCUGAGCCGGAGUUCCACAGAGAUUUUUCCCCGCCGCCUGACCUCCUGCACCUACAUUGGCCGCCCCAUCGAGCUGGACAAGCUCUUUCUCUCCAAGGUGAAGGUGCCCCACACCUUCCUCAUCCACUCCUACACCCGCCCCACCGUCUGCCAGUACUGCAAGAAGCUCCUGAAGGGGCUCUUCCGCCAGGGCCUGCAGUGCAAAGAUUGCAAAUUCAACUGUCACAAGCGUUGUGCGACCCGGGUGCCCAAUGAUUGUCUGGGAGAGGCAUCCUUUAACGGUGGCGAUGUGUCGAUGGAAGAAUCGAGUGAUCUCAGCGAGGCGGAUAAAAACUCGCUCAUGGACGAGUCCGACGAUUCGGGGAUCGUCCCGGGGUCUCAUUCGGAGAACGAGCUGCGCAUGGACGAAGACGCGGAGAGCCUCCAGAAGUCCCAAAGCUCCAUGGGGUACAUCCCCCUGAUGCGUGUGGUACAGUCGGUCCGCCAGACAACGCGGAAAUCCAGCACGGCGCUGAAGGAAGGCUGGAUGGUGCAUUUCAGCAACAAGGACACCUUGCGGAAACGUCAUUACUGGCGGCUGGACAGCAAGUGCCUCACCCUCUUCCAGAACAACAAUAGCAACCGCUACUACAAGGAGAUCCCGCUGUCCGAGAUCUUGACGGUGGAGGUGGCUCAGGACCUCUCCCUCCUGCCACCCGGCGCCAAUCCUCACUGCUUCGAAAUCGUCACCGCCAACGCCACCUACUACGUGGGCGAGAACGGCGCCCCCAGCAACCCCCAGCAUGGCGGGGAUGGCCUGGAACACGCCAAGGCCUGGGAGAUGGCCCUCCGUCAAGCCCUCAUGCCCGUCGUCCUGCAGGGGGUGCCGGCUGCCCAGGGGCAGCCCCCACACAGACAAGCGUCUUUGAGGAUCUCCGUGUCCAACAGCCAAAUCCAGGAGAACGUGGACAUCGCCACCGUCUACCAGAUCUUCCCGGAUGAGGUCUUGGGCUCCGGGCAGUUUGGUGUGGUCUACGGAGGUAAACCCAACUGGUGGGCUUGGCUUUGUCAACUCAUCCAAUAUUUCUAUGUUGUUUCUUCUGGACAUUUCCUGUCCCCUCAGGUCCUGGUUGCCCUCCGACAUCUGCAUUUCAAGAACAUCGUCCACUGCGACCUGAAGCCUGAAAAUGUCCUCCUGGCGUCCGCCGAGCCCUUUCCGCAGGUGAAGCUGUGCGACUUCGGCUUUGCCCGCAUCAUUGGGGAGAAAUCCUUCCGGCGUUCGGUGGUGGGCACUCCGGCGUACCUGGCCCCGGAGGUGCUACUCAACCAGGGCUACAACCGCUCACUGGACAUGUGGUCGGUGGGCGUCAUCAUGUACGUCAGCCUGAGUGGCACCUUCCCGUUCAACGAGGACGAGGACAUCAAUGACCAGAUCCAGAACGCCGACUUCAUGUACCCACACAACCCGUGGCGACAGAUCUCGGUCGGAGCCAUCGACCUGAUCAACAACCUGCUGCAGGUGAAGAUGAGGAAACGUUACAGUGUGGAUAAGUCACUCAGCCACACUUGGCUACAGGAUUACCAGACCUGGCUGGACCUCCGAGAGCUGGAGACCCGGAUGGGUGAGCGCUACAUAACCCACGAGAGCGACGACGCCCGCUGGGAGCACUUCGCGGCCGAGCACAGCCUGCAGUACCCCGAGCACCUGCGCGUUCGCCGGCUGCAGGAGGAAGAGGAGGAGGAGGAGGAAGAGGAGGCCGGAGAACAGGAGAUGGAAAUGCAAGGCUUGGCCGAGAGGGUCAGCGUCCUCUGAAGGCCUGCUGCAGGACGCAGAAGGACCCAAAAACUGGAAGGAGGACCUUGACUGGAGCAAUCCCGGCCUCGUCUUGAAUUCGCACUCAACACCUUCCCAACAAACUCAUUUCUGGAGGUUGGAAAAUAACAAAAAGAAAUGGAACCUAUUGGAACAUUUUUGGCUGCUCCGGGGCCACAAUUACUAAGACUUGCAACAGCCACGUUUAAGAAGACCAGAGGUGGCAUUCAGCCGGUUCAGACUGGUUCCGACGAACCGGUAGCAAAAAUUUUUGAGUAGUUCUGAGAACUAGCAAAUACCACCUCUGGCUGGCAACCACCCACCUGCCCUCUUUCUUGUCCUAAAGACCCACAAUGGGUGAGGUAGUCAUGCAGAAUGGGUAGAGGGUCCCCCGAACCCCAGGAGAGAGCCCUGCAUUCAUUCUUUCCUCCACUCCUUUUGAUGGGGGUGUGUGUGUGUGAGAGAGACUUCCUUUGCAGGUUGCAUCUGCCUAGUUUGAACCCUUUGCAACAACAGUGCUGGGUUAACGCAACAACGGCCAGUUUUCUUCAUUCUAGGACCGAUGGGAGCUACAGAUUGUGGGUCCCCCCCACUCAUCCAGGGGUGCAGGGGCAACUUUGGGGGGAUGUAAAGGAACAUCGGAGAUGUUUCAAGGUGGAGGUUGAACCUUGAAGACCAGCAGUGAUGGUUUCUUUGAUGAAGGUUCUUGGUUGAAUGAAGAUUCUUUUGGGGGGAGAGGACCUCUUAAUACCGGGGUCUCCAAACUUGGUCACUUUAGACUUGUGGACUUCAACUCCCAGAAUUCCCCAGCCAGAAACAUGCAGUAGGCAGAAAGAUGCCGGCUGAGGAAUUCUGAGAGUUGAAGUCCACAAGUCUUAAAGUUGCUCAAUUUGGAGACCUCCCUAGUAUAAUAAAUCUGAGUGGGAGUUGGUCUCUUCGAUCACUGAAUCGGUGUUUCUUGAGCUUGGCCACUUGAAGCAAGGUGGACUUCAACUCCCAGAAUUCCCCAGCAGGAAACAUGCGGCAGGCAGAAAGAUGCUGGCUGGGGAAUUCUGGG